Diutina rugosa is the source of this 1797-nucleotide messenger RNA. RefSeq lists its product as uncharacterized. Lineage: Eukaryota; Fungi; Ascomycota; Pichiomycetes; Serinales; Debaryomycetaceae. The transcript has a single exon. The coding region runs from base 1 to 1797 and encodes 598 amino acids. The record is from RefSeq and is a predicted model, not a curated record. Gene Ontology annotation, molecular function: NAD+ binding.
AUGGACAAGGAGAUCGUGCUAGUAGACUCCGAUCCCGAGGACGACGAGGUGUCGGUGAAGCGACAACGCGUCGACACCCCCGAGGACCCGCUCCGCUUUGGCACUCCGUUCGCCGAGACCCUCACCGUGGAGGCGCCAGCGGUGGCAGCGCCCGUUCCUCCAGCUCCUCCUGCUCCCCCGUCGAAAUUCCUGCUUCAAUCGGACGAAAGUGAUGCUGAUGACGACUCUGGUAGUGAUUUGGGCGAGUUCUACGAGGAUUCAGCCCUCGCCAAAGUAUCGCGCCGUGCACCCCUCGGUGUGCCUCGUCGUGAACUGGUGAGCGUCUCUGGUUCUGAGUCCGACGCUGAUCUGUCUAGUUCAGUCAUCCUUCCCGAACUUGAAGACGGUGAUGUCCCGGCAAUCACUCCGGAAGUGAUCGCGCUGACGCGUAAGUUUCUCAAGUCUCAAGGGGUCCACGAAUUCCUCCAAACGUACUUGCCGACGGCAGCUCUGGGCGACGACAUUGCGCGUGUCAUUCUCAAACUAGGGUUCGUGCCGCCAAUGGCUCCAGAACCGGAUAAUUCGAAUAUCAUGGGUCUCAUUUCGUUUUUGAAUCGAGUCAUGACUAAAGUGAUGAAGGUGCGUGACCGGUUAGAGGAAGUAAAGACUAUCGACGAUGCUCUCGACGCCAUCCAGAAGGCAAAGAAAGUAUUGGUGAUUACGGGUGCGGGUAUUUCUACCAGUUUGGGUAUUCCUGAUUUCCGGUCAUCUAAAGGGUUCUACUCGCAAAUCCAAAGCCUUGGUCUUAACGAUCCUCAAGAAGUGUUUGAUCUACAAAACUUCCACAUGGAUCCGUCGCUUUUCUACUCAAUUGCCCACUUGAUCCUCCCCCCAGAAAACGUCUACUCCCCGCUCCAUGCGUUCAUCAAGUUACUACAAGAUAAGGGGAAGCUCUUGCGGAACUACACCCAGAACAUUGACAAUCUUGAAAGCUAUGCGGGCAUCAAGCAAGAAAACCUUGUCCAAUGUCACGGCUCGUUUGCCACUGCUACUUGUGUCACUUGUCGUAAGCAAAUUCCGGGGGAGCAGAUAUUCCCGCAAAUACGAGCUCAAGAAAUCGCCUACUGCCCGGACUGCAGUAAAACUAAGGACAAAAUCUUGCGGAAAGACGACGACGCCUAUCUCCCUGAGAGCUUUGGCGUGUUCAAACCAGAUAUCACCUUCUUCGGGGAACUGCUUCCUAAACGAUUCCACGACACCAUCGCUCAAGAUCUCCGCGAAUGUGACUUACUUAUAUCGGUGGGGACGUCACUCAAAGUAGCUCCGGUGGCGGAUAUCGUGGAUAAAGUGCCACCGUAUGUCCCGCAAAUCGUCAUCAAUAAGGAUCCCAUCGAUCACUGCAAUUUCGAUGUGAGUCUCAUGGGCUACUGCGAUGACGUUGCCUCCUACAUCUGUAACCUUAUGGGACCCGAGUGGGAUAUCCCUCAUCCUGACUACGACAAAAUUCGCGGGCCCGACGGUCUGAAUUUGGUGUUUGAAGGACAAGACUUGGAAUACCGCGAAUACUACAUCAUCAAUAAAGCCAAGGAAGAGGCGGAGGCAGCGGAAGCACUCAAGAAAGAGCAAGAAGCCGAAGCCGAAGCCGCGGCCGAUGGCGAGCUUAACAGUGCACCAAAGCCUCUUCUCAUCAACGAAGUUACACCGGCAACGACGGUGUCACUGACGGCGGAAACAACCAAGGAACUACUCACGGAACUGCAGCUUAAUCUGUCGUUGGCACCAGUGUCCGAACCGUCAGUACAACCUAACGAUUAUUGA